CACAGAUGGGUGACAGAGCGGUUUGUUUUUGUUAGCUUGGUGGCUAAUCUUGGGCUGCAUAGCAGGCUUAUAACACCAGACCUGUGCUAACGCCAGUUUAAUAACUUAGUGACGAAUCGGAAAAGCUGCUUUUAGACACUUUAUAUAUUAAUAGACAUAAAAGGGAACUGCAGUGUGAAUUUGAGCUUCAGUCAUGGUGUGCAUCCCUUGCAUUGUCAUCCCCGUCCUCCUGUGGGUUUACAAACGCUUCCUGGAGCCCAUCAUCUACCCGUUCAUCUCUCCAUUCAUCAGCCGGUUCUGGACCAAACCGGCGGUGCAGGAGACGGGAACGAAUGACACAAAGACCAACCAAACAAACCAUCCAAUCAAGAACGAAUGCAAUGGAAAUGCAGACUUGUGUAACGGGACGACGGCAGUCUCGGACAAAAAGAAGGACUGACAUUAUACGCGCCCGUGUGAAUGUCUAUCGUGUUUUAUAUAACACGCUGUAGAUACUUUGAACGUAAAUCAUGCUGUCAUGAUCUGACAUUAUUAUGUUACACAAACUUAAUUCAGUCUCAUUUAGAAUUUCCUUUCAUAGAAUAAUUGUAAUAUAAUUGAAUUUAAUAUAUUGACUUAUUACAUUGCUUACUCUUUCAUUCCCAGAAGAUUUCAGACCAGAGUCGAAGGACUGAUUUGAUAUGUUUCCAGAGUGGUUUUGGACUCUGUAAAGAGAAAUAAAUAUUUACAUUUAACAGCU
Molecule: messenger RNA, 739 nt
Organism: Ictalurus furcatus (blue catfish)
Lineage: Eukaryota; Metazoa; Chordata; Actinopteri; Siluriformes; Ictaluridae
Gene: c21h18orf32
Product: UPF0729 protein C18orf32 homolog
Exons: 3
Coding region: 194-439 (81 amino acids)
Biological process (GO): positive regulation of canonical NF-kappaB signal transduction
Source: RefSeq, a predicted model, not a curated record